This is a messenger RNA of Exophiala spinifera, 2247 nucleotides long. RefSeq lists its product as uncharacterized. The record is from RefSeq and is a predicted model, not a curated record. Gene Ontology annotation, biological process: carbohydrate metabolic process; N-glycan processing. Gene Ontology annotation, molecular function: calcium ion binding; mannosyl-oligosaccharide 1,2-alpha-mannosidase activity. Gene Ontology annotation, cellular component: membrane; endoplasmic reticulum. The coding region runs from base 1 to 2247 and encodes 748 amino acids. The transcript has a single exon. Lineage: Eukaryota; Fungi; Ascomycota; Eurotiomycetes; Chaetothyriales; Herpotrichiellaceae.
AUGUCCUUUCAAGUCCCCCAAAAUGUGCCUUCAUUCACCAACAGCCAACGAGCCUAUGAGGAUACCUACUGGCGCCAGAAACAAAGUAAUGGCCAUGCGAGAGUUGGAUCGACGGGAACGGUCACUUCUAAGAUCAAUGAUAUCUUUGGGGAACACAAAGACCUCCCCAUGUACAAGGACAAACCACAUUUUCCUUCGAGCCGAAGGAAACGGGUGUUACAGCCAAAGAGAGUACUCGCCCUGACAGCCCUUCCUGCCUUGCUUUUUCUGUGGUGGAUGGGCUGGUUACCUUGGACCUCGGGCGCAGUCUACGACCCGGCUGAACAUGAGCACCCCUUCUUCAAAGAUGAGGACUGGUCUGCACAAAGAGACGCCGUGAGGGAGGUGUUCAAAACAUCAUGGGCGGGAUAUGAGAAGUAUGCCUGGGGAAUGGACGAAUACAAUCCUUUGACGCGCAAAGGGAAAAAUAUGGUGCCUGGUGGCAUGGGUUGGAUCAUCGUGGAUGCAUUGGACACGGCUAUCAUGAUGAACUUGACCUCCGAGGUUGCAAAAGCCCGGGAAUGGAUAUCUACAUCUUUGUCAUACACUGCCAACCAUGAUGUUAGCACUUUUGAGACCACGAUCCGUAUGCUCGGAGGUCUUUUAUCGGCAUAUUACUUGUCGACGAGCUUCCCCAACUUGGCGCCGCAACGUGACGACGACACCAACCAGCCCGGUGAGGAUCUGUACAUUGAAAAGGCCGCAGAUCUCGCAGAUAGACUGCUUGGUGCAUAUGAAUCGAAUUCGGGAGUCCCCUACGCCUCGGUCAACCUCAACACUUCCCAAGGUAUCUUGUCCCACCUGGAUGGCGGUGCUUCUUCAACGGCUGAAGCAGCAACACUCCAAUUGGAGAUGAAGUACCUUGCCAAGGUCACAGGGGAACCACAUUACUGGCAGAAAGCCGAAAAGGUGAUGGAGAUCAUUGACUCACAUCGGCGAGAGGACGGCUUACUUCCCAUUUUCAUCUAUCCGGCGACGGGCGAAUUUCGAGGCGAUAACAUCCGGCUAGGAUCGCGAGGGGACAGUUACUACGAAUAUUUAAUCAAGCAAUACUUGCAAACGGGAAAGGUCGAAACCGUCUAUCGAGACAUGUGGGAUGAGGCACUAGAAGGGAUCAAGAAACACUUAAUCACCUAUUCUCAACACGCAUCAUUGACAAUCCUGGCUGAGAGGCAGAACGGGCUCCAUUCACCUUUGACUGCCAAGAUGGACCACCUCGUUUGCUUCAUGCCGGGAACGAUUGCGCUUGCUGUUACGGAGGGGGAGACUGUCGAACAAGCUAAAGCCAGACUAGGCAGUCGGUGGACAAAGAAGCACGACGAAAACCUGAAACUUGCCGAAGAGCUCAUGAAGACAUGUUGGGGAAUGUACAAGGUUACGCCGACGGGACUUGCUCCGGAAAUAUCCUACUUCAGGACCGACAAUCCACCAAGACAAUGGCAAGGCCACGUCGAUCCGGACUGGACGCCUCCCGUGUCGAGUGAUCUGUCGGAUGCUCAAAGCGCCACCUGGAGAUCAGACUACGACAUUCACACCAAUGACGUGCACAAUUUGCAACGCCCGGAGACAAUCGAGUCGCUGUUCUACAUGUAUCGAAUCACCAAGGACCCCAAGUACCGGCAAUGGGGCUGGGAAAUGUUUGAAGCAUUCCGCGAACACACCAAGGUUAUCGACGAUGUCUCGGGGACAGUGUACGCGUACACCUCGCUCGACACGGUCAUGGAGAAUCCUGUGAAAGACCGCAAGCGCCGAGACAACAUGGAGAGCUUCUGGUUGGCCGAGACACUCAAGUAUUUUUAUCUGCUCUUCUCGGACGACUCGUUCUUCCCCCUGAACAGCGUCGUCUUCAACACGGAAGCACACCCUUUUCCGAAAUUCGACAUUAGCGGAAGCAAGGUCUUCAAGACGGGCUGGCAGAGAAACAUCGGCGCUCCACCGAGUCCGAAACCUGGUAGCGAUGGGCGGGUGGUGCGCGUUGACCCCGCGCCGCAGAAGCAGGAGGAGCGCGAGUCGAACAGUGGUGAUGCGCCGGAAGUCGCGGUACCGCAUGAACACGAGCACGAUGACACAAUGGAGCACGGCCACAUUGAGGAAAGCGGUCGGGGCAAAGAGACCGGGGGCCAUUCCCCGCUGGAAAACUUUAGGGAAUCUCCGGUGCAAGGGCGAGGGCAAGGAGGUCGAAUGGUUGAGUCAAAAGGUCAUGGAUAA